This is a messenger RNA of Leptopilina boulardi, 2284 nucleotides long. Its product is annotated as ATP-binding cassette sub-family G member 4-like. NCBI's taxonomy places the organism in Eukaryota, Metazoa, Arthropoda, Insecta, Hymenoptera, Figitidae. The transcript has 11 exons. Gene Ontology annotation, molecular function: ABC-type transporter activity; ATP hydrolysis activity; ATP binding. Gene Ontology annotation, cellular component: plasma membrane. The coding region runs from base 320 to 2155 and encodes 611 amino acids. The record is from RefSeq and is a predicted model, not a curated record.
UGAUGAUGUUUAUAAUCAUUAUUUCAUAUAUAUUUCAUUCCCCACCAUUUUAUAAGAUAAUUUUAUAUACUAUCUAUCAGUAAGCGGCUGAUUCUCGCGGCGAGUCGAUUCCUUCAGUAACAGUUUUCAAAGAGACAGUAAAACUACUUUCACUUGUAUUUUUUUUUUUUUUUAUUAAGAGCUCAACUUGCGAAAUCAAAUUCUAAAAUGUGUUUUCUCUCUUAUAUUUAUAAAACGCAGUAAAUAUUUCAAUUAAAUACAAACAAAAAUUAUUAUUGGAGUAACGUUAUAUUAUUAUAAGUUUAAAGAGAUAAUUGCAAUGGAGCAAAGUCCUGACAAUUCAGAUGAAGUGUUAAAAACAGAACAAUGUGAAGUUGAUUUAGCUUCAUAUCAAAAAUUAUUGACUGAAAAUAAUGAAAAUUAUGAUGAGAAGAAAAAAAUUUCCAUUGAAUUUAUAAAUUUAAAAUAUCGCGUUGAAUAUAAAAAAGGAAAUUUUAAAGAUAUUCUUAAUGAUGUUUCUGGUAAAUUUUUACCAGGAAGAUUAACAGCAAUUUUAGGACCUUCUGGUGCAGGAAAAACAAGUUUGCUAAAUAUUCUAGCAGGAAGAAAAAGAAUAGAAUCUCAAGGUUGUAUUAUUAUGAAUGAAUUGAAAAUAUCAUCUCAAACUUUACAAAAAUAUUGUUGUUAUAUUCCUCAAGAAUUUGCAUUAAUGCCACUUCUUACAGUAAAAGAAACUCUUUUAAUAGCUGCAGAAUUAAAAUUAAACAGUACAUACGAUUUACAUGCACGAGAAUUGGUAAUAAAUGAAAUUGGUAAUAAAUUGAAUUUGAGUGAUUGUUGGAAUUCAACUGUAGAAAAAUUAAGUGGUGGAGAAAAAAAACGUUUGUCUAUUGGAGUUGAAGUUAUUACAAGUCCAUUAGUACUUUUUUUAGACGAACCAACUAGUGGUCUUGAUAGUGUUUCAUCGAAACAGGUUAUUGAAUUGUUACAUUCAUUGUCACAAACAGGCUGUACAAUUGUUUGCUCUGUUCAUCAGCCCAGUAGUCAAUUAUUUUCUCUAUUUGAUGAUAUUCUCAUUCUUGGUCAAGGGAAAUGUUUUUAUUGUGGUCCACGAGAUAAUAUUGUUGAUCAUUUUAAUGAAGCUGGUUUUAUUUGCCCUAAUUUUUACAAUCCUGCAGAAUAUGUCAUGGAAGUCAUCACAGAGAAAAGAGCUGAUUUUUCAAUUUUAGAAAAGCUUCAUGCCAAUAAAAAGAGAGAAAACAUAUUUUACAGUGAAACUAAAAAUGAUAAUGAUUCUAAUAUAAAAUCACGGAGGUAUGCAGUUUCCGAUUGGAUUCAAUUAAAAGUAUUAUUACGACGUUCCUUCAUUUGUAUACGACGAGAUAAUACCUUGACAAAAUUGCGUUACGUAACGCAUUUAAUUGUAGCCCUUUUAUUGGGAGUAGUUUUUUACAAAUUUGGCGAAGUUUCAAGUAAAGUACAAAGCAAUAUUGCUUGUAUAUUUUUCAUCAUACUUUUUCUCUUUUUUGCAAAUUCCAUGCCGGCUGUUCAAUUGUUUCCUACUGAGGCAGCAGUUUUUGUUAGGGAAAAUUCAAAUAAUUGGUAUUCACUUCAUAUUUAUUAUAUUUCUAAAGUCGUCUCAGAUCUUCCCUUGCAGAUACUUUGUCCUUCUAGUUUUUUAAUAAUUGUUUAUUAUUUAACUGGUCAACCGUGGGAAGUGACAAGAUUUUUCCAAAGUUGGAUUAUUUGCAUACUAUUAACAAUUGUCGCACAAUCUUUGGGAAUUGCUACUGGAGCAGCGUUUAAUACUGAUAUUGGAAUGUUUUUAAUUCCUGCAUUCAAUAUUCCAAUGUUUCUUUUUUCUGGAUUUUUCUUAAAAUUUGGAGAAAUGCCUUAUUGUUUUCGUUUUUUAUCUGAAUUAAGUUAUUUCAGAUAUGCUUUUGAAGGAAUACUUCAAGCGAUUUAUGGAUCAGAUCGUCGAAUUUUUAAUUGUACAAUUGAGAUGUGCAUAUCACCUCGAAGAAUUUUAAAACAAUUAAAUAUGCCAUCUGUAAAUUAUUUAACUACUAAUUUAGCUUUAAUCAUUUGGACUAUUAUUCUUCAUAUUACUAUUUAUUUAGUGCUGAGAUGGAAAUUGCAUGUCGCUGCCAAAUAAUAAUAUUUUUCCACAGAAUUAGUUUAAUUAUUUAAAAUUUAUGUGAAUCAAGAAAUUAUUUUUGUAUUUUAGAAUUAAAAUGUGAGUCAAAAAAUGUAUAUUUUUAUAAUAAAAUAUAUUUUAAAAGUU